Molecule: messenger RNA, 1884 nt
Organism: Heterobilharzia americana
Lineage: Eukaryota; Metazoa; Platyhelminthes; Trematoda; Strigeidida; Schistosomatidae
Source: the annotation of a GenBank genome assembly
CUUUCACAAUUGUGUAGCGCUGUAUAAAUCUGCUCACGCGCAUAGCUUAAUUCACGUGGGUAGUCACAUUUCGUAAGGUUUUCAGUAGUCAUACGAAGUAUUGCUACUGGUAAUGCCUAAUUUUGUUAUUUUCACCUAAACGCUUUGUUCGAGUCUUGUCGUGUGGAACACGUCCUGCUUCAGCAAUAUGAUGCGUUCACUUUCCAGUCGCUCUUUACGUAGCGCGAAAACUGUGUUCAAGAAAGCUUUCUUAUCUCCUCGCGAACAUAUGAGCCUAGGUGGUGACUCUCGUGAACUUACGGGGUUCUUCAAUCCUGAAGCUCAUGGGCUUCGGAGUGACUUUCGUCUAACUAAAUUCUCAUUUUUGAGAGGAUGAGGUUGCAAAGUGCCUCAAGCUGAGCUGAAAAAGAUGCUUGAGGCACUGAACCAACCUCAGCCCUGCUCAAGUGCAGGGCAGAAACCGUUACUGGCAUUAGAACUGGAUUGCUGUGUGAUCCCUCUACGAAAUAACUUGAAACUUAUUCAGACAACUGACUUCUUCUACCCUCUGAUCGAUGAUCCUUAUACUAUGGGCCGAAUUACCUGUUGUAAUGUCCUGAGUGAUUUGUACGCGAUGGGUGUGGUUGAUUGUGAUAAUUUGCUUCUGCUGCUGGGUGUUCCACGUGAAAUGACCAAAGAAGAGCGUGAAAUAUCCAACUGUUUAUUGAUGGAGGGGUUCAGGGACUGUGCUUUGGAAGCUGGGACACAUGUUCGUGGUGGGCAAACUGUCUUGAGUCCGUGGAUGAUGAUCGGAGGUGUGGCAACUUCAGUUUGCAAUGAUUCGGAGUAUAUUAUGCCUAACCAAGCUGUCGUUGGUGAUGUUCUAGUACUCACUAAACCUUUGGGUACUCAAAUAGCUGUUUCCGUAUACUACUGGAUGUUAGAAGAGAGUCCAUCAUGGUCUGAAAAUUUAUGUAAUGUAAUCAGCGUAGAUAAAGUGAAGAGUCUGUUUCAUGCUGCCACCUUGUCUAUGUCUCAUCUCAAUCGUGCAGGUGCUCGACUGAUGCACAAACACCAUGCUCAUGGUUGUACUGAUGUGACAGGUUUCGGUGUUCUCGGUCACGCGAACAAUUUAGUCCAAGUUCAAGUAAAUGAUAAUUUAGCCUUCAAAAUUCAUACAUUACCGUGCCUUGAAGGAAGUUCAUUGAUUUCUAAGGCGUUAAACGAUCGACUGAAACUGCUUCAAGGUUUAUCACCAGAAACAUCAGGUGGUUUAUUAAUUGUCCUCCCUCGAGAAUCUGCUCAGGCUUUCUGUGAUGAACUAACUGCAGAAACUGGUUGUCCAUCGUGGAUAGUUGGAGAUGUAAUAGAAGCCAAUUCGAAAGAGGCUAGUCUCACACAGCAGCCAGAAAUAAUUGAUGUUCCACAUUCACAAAUUAUACCUCCUAAACGUUCAACUAAUAGCCAGUAACAUUCCAUCUACUUCAAUGAAACAGAUUGAUCACUCAUUGAUUGUAUGACGCUGGUGAUUGAAAAUGUUACAUGAUCACACAGCUGAUGAUAUCUGUAAAUGAGCUGAUACAAUCUGUUUCUAAAUAUUUUUUUCUGUUUGACUCUAUUCAUCUACCAAAAGAUUUUGUAAUGUUUCAUGAAAAUAACUUCAGUUUAUUUGUGCGUUCUGUGGUUUUUAAUAAGUCAUUGGAAUAGGAGAUAUACAUGUUCUCUGUGUUGUUAAAACGAAGUAUGAGCAUGUCUAUGGGAACUUAAACGUUAUGCUAAGUUUUUUGAUUCAAAAAAAGUACAGCGUACUGCCACAUUAACAUAUUUUUAUUACCCAACUUAGGAGGGCUAUACAGCCAAGUCCAUCUUUCUCCUGUGGUACAUCUUCACCUGGAUCUGGAGUAC